GUGCAGCCUGAGUAUCAUCCUCUUCCCCUCCUUUAUGUUUUUCUUUUCUUAUCCCUCUGUCGCCUUCCAAUUAUCUCUCUUUCCUAAUCUUUCCCUGUUCCUACAUCCUCCCAUCUUCCUUUCUUGCUUCACGCGCUCCCACACCCUCGCGUUCCCAACCCCCACCUUCUCUCCUACUCCUCAUCUUCAUGCCUGUUGUUCACGCUCUCUCUUUCUCUCUCAGUCCGACGCUUGAAGCUACCGGAGACGGAUCCCAGUUCUCCUUUUCUGCCGCUCAUUGGGAAUCAGGCGCUCCUCCUCGCAUGAUAAGGACUAAAAACACCCAUAAGGAUGCGGGUGAAUGGACAGAUGAAGAAGAGAAGUGAGUGAAUAAAUGCGGGGCAAGUAAAAGAAAACCUCCCUGAAGGAGAGAUUUCUAAAAAUACAAGCCAGCUUAGUCUCUGCAUUCUGUUAUUUCCUCCCUCUCUCUCUCUCUCUCUCUUUCUCUCUCCUUUUUUGCCACAUCCCCUUCUUCAUUCAGUACCUGUUCUGUGGGAUUAACAUGACUUAAAAUUCAAUCAGCCUACAGCCUGACAGAAGAGCGAAAGAGGAGGCAGACAGAGCGCUGCAGCUGUCGAGACCGAGUGAGGGGUCGACCGACAGGGAGGGAGAGAGAGAGGGGGAGAGCGGGAUAGACGCCGAGAGAGAGAGAUGGGUGUUUUUCCACGGAGCUGAGAUAGAGCCGCUGAGACAGAGAGAUGUGACGGCUCCGGGAGUCGCGGUGGAAUGAUCCGGAAAACAAGGUUUCAGGCAGCCACUCCAUCUCUCCAGCCUCCGCUUCCUCAUCUCCCCUCAAGUUUACCAGUGAGCGGCUAAAUACUCUGUAGGCUGCUGGCCAGGUCCUGUGAACCAUCGCUCACUCCCCAAAGUGAUCUCCAGGUUGAGAGGGGAGGACAAAGAACGCGAAAAACACUAUGAAGCCGAGGAGACAGACGAAUAAAUGAGAAGCAGCAAAGAGACAGGGCCGCGUGAGCAAGGGAGGGGGGAAUAAAGCAGAGAGGAAGUCAAGGGGAGGAGGAGGACCGGUGAUGAUCGCCGCCGACUCCGGGAUCCCUAUUCUGCCUCAACUGAAUUGCUCUGGAUAUAGAGAGAAGUUGAAUACAGCCAUGUGGAAAUCAUAUCAAAACGCCAUUAAUAGGAUUUCAAGGAAAGUGGAUUCUUGGAUUUUAUGUUUUUCUUUUUUUAACGGAGGUCUCCAUUUCGCGAUGCCAGGAUUGAGCGAGUAAUUCUGGAUUUUCCAGGUUUUCUUCGUCCAUAGACGCCUAAGAGGAUAUUGUGGGAUUGGAAUUUCUGCAACGCCGUGGGUUUUUUUUGCACGACACUGACCUACAUCCACCUCCUUUUGAUUUGUGAGGGGCCGCGUGUGCGUGGAGGGGAGCGGGACAGGUUUCAGCACAAGCACACGAGCCCCCUCCCCCCGCCGGCCCUGCACACGGAGAAACACCUGGGGCGACAUCGCUGUUACACACACACACACACACACGAACCCGGAUAUCAUGUGGAGCUGAUUUGGAUUAUAGAGGCGCACAGACAGAAAAGGUCUGUGGAUAGCCAGGCGGUCUACCAUGCCUGUCCCCCCACCCCUCAACCCCUGCAGACAGAAACACCUGCCCCACGCGCACCUCCAUCACAAACAGCGGGCAGAGCACUUCGCCUUCCCCUCCGCCCCACCCCACUCCAUCCUCUCUCUGUCGCUCGUGCCCCCUCUCCUGGCCUCGUCCUUGCACCCGUCACCCCAGCUGAUCCACUGGCCGUGCCCCAGGGCCACCAGGAGAACGCUUCCCGACGCGGUCCCGUUCCCCGCGCUUCACUGGCUGACUCUGGUCACAUGCUGCCUGCUGCCAUCUUUAGUCGGCGCGGGGGAGACGUGGGGCGUGGUCUCCGCCUGCCCCUUCCACUGCGUGUGUCGGAACCUUUCCGAGUCGCUCAGCACCCUCUGCGCAGAUAAGGGCCUGCUCUUCGUGCCCCCGCAUGUGGACCGGCGCACCGUGGAGCUGCGGCUGGCCGACAACUUCAUCACAGAAGUGGGCGGGAGCGACUUUGUCAACAUGACGGGCCUGGUUGACUUGACUUUGUCGAGGAACACCAUCCACCUGAUCCGACCGCUGGCCUUUGCAGACCUGGAGAGCCUGCGCUCGCUGCACUUGGACGGCAAUCGCUUGACAACGCUGGGACCAAGAGACCUCGCAGGCCUGGUCAAUCUACAACAUCUGAUUGUCAACACCAACCAGCUGAUCAAAGUCUCUGCCCAGGCCUUUGAUGACUUUCUGCUUACGCUGGAAGACCUUGAUCUGUCUUACAAUAACCUCAAGAGGGUGCCAUGGGAGUCCAUUCAGAACAUGGCCAGCCUGCACACUUUAAACCUGGACCAUAACCUCAUCGACCACAUUGCAGAAGGAGUCUUUGGGGAGCUUUAUAAGCUUGCAAGACUGGACAUGACCUCCAACAGGCUGCGGACCCUGCCUCCCGAUCCACUCUUUGCCAGGUCUCAAACAGGUGCGAUAAGUCCCACUCCCUACAACGCCGUCAUCAGUCUCAACUUUGGGGGGAACCCACUGCACUGCAACUGCGAACUACUGUGGUUACGGCGGCUGAUCCGUGGAGACGACAUGGAGACGUGUGCCACGCCGUCUCACCUGGCCGGAAGAUAUUUCUGGUCAAUCCCAGAGGAGGAGUUUACCUGUGAGCCACCCCUCAUCACCCGUCACACUCACAAGCUGUGGGUGCUGGAGGGCCAGCGAGCCACGCUCAAGUGCCGCGCCAUCGGUGACCCGGAGCCGGUAGUCCACUGGGUUUCGCCAGAUGACCGCAUCAUUGCCAACACAUCCAGAACCAGCUCCUUCAGCAAUGGGACCUUGGAUAUCUUAGUAACAGUGGCCAGAGAUGAUGGGGAGUACACGUGUAUUGCAAUAAACGCAGCGGGAGAAGCUACCGCCACAGUCGACCUGAAAAUAAUCCCGCUGCCUCAUCGGGGUGGAUCGGGUGGAAGCACAGGGCAUAACAACGUCAACACCAAGAACAACAGGAACGUGACCAAUGGGAUUUUACGGACUGAUCCGGGCUCCUCAGAUAUCAGCACAGGGAAAACCGGAGGGAUUAACAACAGCAUAGGACCUGGAGGCGACGCGGAGGACGGCAAGAAAGUUGGAGGGGAGGAUGAUAUAGGGGACAGUGAGAGGGCUUCCGAAGGAGAGGGGGCUGAGGGAGUGAGCGUGGAGGACGACGAGGUGGACGACAGCGAAGCGAGGAUGGUUGGAGUACAAGGAGUUACGGCAACUUCGGCUCAGGUCAGAUGGGAUUUGGGACCUUUGUCUGCAUCGUACGUUGUCUGGAUGUAUCAGAUACAGUACAACUGCACUGCUGACGAGACGCUCAUCUACAGGAUUCUACCUUCGACCAGCGACCGUUUCCUGUUGAAGAACCUGGUUUCUGGCGUGGACUAUAACCUGUGUGUGUUGGCCAUCUUUGACGACACCAUCACAUCACUCGCAGCAACAAAAGUCCUCGGCUGCACCACGUUCUCCACCAAGGAUGUUUACCCAGCAUGCCGUUCUCUGCAAGCCCACUUCCUGGGCGGCACCUUGACCAUAUUGGUCGGUGGCGUUGUUGUGGUCACCCUGCUCGUCUUUACUGUAGCGCUCAUGGUUCGCCACCGCGUUUGCAAUCACGGGGACCACAUGAUAUGUCACAAUGGCAACACAGAGGCAGGAGGUGGGGUGUGCUGCCAGGGUGGCGGUGUAGGGGGCAGCGAUAAAGGGGGAAACAGCGGCUACCAGUCCAAUGGCUCUGGGGACAUGAUGAUGGUGGUUCUGCCCAACGGGUUGCCUUCGAAAAGAGGGGACAGAGACAAUGAGAAAGACAAGGACAAGGAGAAGGAGGCAGCGGAUGCCGUUUCAUCGGUGCCUCCAAAACUCCCUCCAAAGCCCAGGCCUAAGCCUAAGGUCAGCCUGGAGCAGUUUCUCUCAGCUGGGGGAGUUGUUUCUACGACAACUGGAGGAGGGGGCGAGAUGGCUUUGGUGGUGAGGCAAAGAAAGCUGGAGAAGGCGCCGCCGUACACCGCUGAAAGUGACAGAACUCCCCUUUACUACUCCCCGUCCCCUCCGUCCACCCUGCCCCGGCAGGCGCGCUCCAGGGACCGCCCAAGCCCUCGUCUGGAGAGAGAACUGACCAAUCGCGCCAGCUUCUCUCUGGCUGCACCCCUGAGAGACUCAGAGCUGCUGGACUGGAGAAUCACUCCUCGCAGCAGGGACAAAUGGAACUCCUCACAGGCCUAUCAAAGCCCUGUAUCCCCUCUAAGUCCUGCCUGCGGGACGGUUAGCAAACGGCGGCACUCGCUAGACAUGGGUUCCUCCGUUGCACUGGCUACUGAUGCCGCGGCCACCGUUGCCAAGCGCUACGGCGCUGUCAGUUACGCCAAGCGGCUGAGUGUGAUCUGGACAAGGCGCAGCCAGUCGCUUCACGGCAUGCUGGUGCAGUGCGCCUCGACGACAAGCACAUCUUCAACAGCCAGCGACGAGGGCGAGAGCGGCGGGGGCUACGGGGCGCGCUGCGAGUUCCAGCGUGGAUACAUCCAUGCGUAUAACACCACCAACUCCAACUCUAACGCCGGCAUCACCACUGGGAAGACAAGCAGUAUAAAAGACAAAGGGAGGGAGAAAAAGAAGGAUGGAAAGGCCGGGGAGGAACUGGAGGAAAGUGUUGUGUAGAGUUUGUGAAGCGGAGAAAAAAAAAGGGAGGGGUUGCGUGAAGGAACAGUUUAAAUAGAAUCCUGAUUUGGGAAAAGUGAAGAGGUGGAGAUGUAGGAGAAAUUGAUGGAGUAGAAAGUAAAAAAAUGAUUGGAGAUGAGAAAGAAGUUGUGACUUCAAAGAAAAGACUUUUCACUUCUCACUACUUGAUUUGCCAAAAGAAUAAGUCAAGAGAAGCACAAAGCGAAAGUAAAUGUAUAAAGACAGCUCUGUGGCUAACCAGAGGAGUGACAGUGACAAAAUGGUACAAAAACGCGUCAAGAAAUGCAGUAGCAAGAUAAACCUGAGAAUGGUCUUUAAAUACCCAGAACUGAGCUCAAAGCAGACAAGGAAGCAUGGACAUACAAAAACAAACCUCCAGGUAGAGCGAGGGGCAGGUGCAAGGGCCCGAGACACAACAUGAGUGGUACAUAAAGUAAAAGAGAGAUGGAUCAAAAAGGGGAAAACAUCAAUAGAGCAAAAGGAACAAAGGUUAUCUAGCAGAGAGAAAUGGCUCGGCUCAGCAUGGAUCUCAUUACAGCUAAACACUAAUAGUACCAACUCUCCAGGUCCCCAGCCCCGGCCACUCGGGGGAGGUUUCCACUGAAUAAAAAAAAAUAAACAACCCGACCGGUCGUACUGGAGAAAACGUCAGACAAAAACACAGUUGUAAAAAGAUUUGGAGAACGUCGCCCAUCGCCGUUUCUUUUGAUUUUGGCUUUCCUUUGGCUCCAACACCGACGACCAUUGAAACUCUUUUCCAAAACAUAAUGAAUGUGACUUUUAUGUGUCCUCUGUGGCUGGACAACGAUUUCUGGCUUGCUGUGCCUGCAGAUUAUGGGAGCAUAAAUACAGAGCUGGGCACAGUGGACACAAUCAAUCGAUACGGGAUGGAAAGAACAAGUGGAGCGGAGACAAUAUUUAAAGAAAUACAUUGGGAUUACAAUGGAGUCGAUAUGGAUUACAAAAAUAAAGGAGGCAGGAGUGUUGGAUGAAACAAAUGUGCACUUCAGAAAGACAAGAUCACACUGGGUGCCAGAUAAUGGACGGAGUGAAUGAAUAAUGUUGAUGGAUGCAUACGUGUGCAUGCAUUAAUGGAUCAGGGAUGGGUGGUGUGUGUACAGAUGUGGCUAAAAGAGUUGGGCUCGUUCCACCUAAACAACCUUCAUCCGACGUUCACUAUGCUCUAUUUCACAUCUAUUAAAGCAUACACGCCACAUUUACUGUAGAUGUUAGUAAUAAUACGACCAUUUACAUCCUGCACAUAACUGGGUCUUAACUAUUUUAACACUGCCCAUUUCAAUAAAAAGUAGUAACAUAAAUGUCAGAUGAAGGCACUUUCCAAUGUAAGGAUUAAGAUCUAUACAGAGUUAUAUAAAAGCACAACAAGUGAACUAAAGGAGACAGUGAAGACUCCAGAAAGUCUACACUGACAUGGGAUGAUUUAGAGAAUGCAAACUACACAACUCCACUAAUGAAAAACAACAGUAUGCUUAAAAUAUCACUGUAAUUCACUCAUCACUACUUUAAAGACACUUAGAAGAUUUUGUAGAGUAAUCUUUUUCUUAUUUUAUUCCAUGACAGACCAAAAGCACAGGUUAGCAGAACCCACUUUCAGUGGGCCUCGUUUCACAGAGGUAUAAGGGUGACAACACUUUCAGCCACAUCUGUACGGUGUGCCUCCACGCGCAUUGGUGUGCACACGUCUAUGAAUGUUUGUGAGGGGGAACCCAGAUUCCAUUCAUGUUUGAAAAGAUGUGGAGCUUUCUGGACAUGCUGUAAAAGAGAGAAACCUAAAAAAAGAGACUAAAGUAGAAAUUAUUUUAAUAUCUGUUCAAAGUGUAAAGUGAUAUUUAAAGAGCUUUUCAUCGAGAACAGAAUACAUCAACUAUCUCCAGCCAUGUAGCAUGGGCAGAAAGCAGCAACGUUUGAAAUGGAAUCAAAAAUUCUAAUUCAUUAUUUUUGACUUGACUCCUUUGUGCCACGUGACUUCACUUUAGGAUCAGACGGUGAAUGUUUUCAGAAAGUGAGUGGUAAAAAAAACAAAAACGAAAAAAAAAAAAAACAAUGGCAGGACCAAUAUGGAAGCCACCAACGUUACAA
Betta splendens (Siamese fighting fish) is the source of this 6866-nucleotide messenger RNA. Its product is annotated as leucine-rich repeat and fibronectin type-III domain-containing protein 4. Gene Ontology annotation, molecular function: protein binding. Bases 1605 to 4745 code for a protein of 1046 amino acids. The record is from RefSeq and is a predicted model, not a curated record. Lineage: Eukaryota; Metazoa; Chordata; Actinopteri; Anabantiformes; Osphronemidae. The transcript has 8 exons.